This is a messenger RNA of Acanthosepion pharaonis, 780 nucleotides long. The record is from the annotation of a GenBank genome assembly. NCBI's taxonomy places the organism in Eukaryota, Metazoa, Mollusca, Cephalopoda, Sepiida, Sepiidae.
AUGCAUGUCUCAUCUAUCUAUCUAUCCAUCUAUCAAUCUAUCUAUGUAAAUCUAUAUCGCGCCACUCUCUCGCUUUCUCUUUAUCUCUGUUUCUCACAGAGAAACAUGCAAAUGAUACUUGCAAGAACUGCUGCCUUGUCACCGCCAUGGAUAUUGAUGGAUAAGCGUUUACUUCCGUUGUGUCGAUGCCUACUUCCUGUGGUCAAGUAUAAUAAUAGCACGCAUGAAGUAUUACAGAUUUUCGCGGCCUCUGCUCGUGUCGAGACACGUUUCACGGUCAGUGUUCCGAGUUGCCGCUUUCAGCUGCUGACAGCAGUAUCAGAUGAUGUUUCGUCGACGCAUAUAGACGAGCUACUCUGCAAUUACAUAGUAGUUCUCUGUCUAUCUCUUUUUGUCAUGUCUUUUCAGGAAGUCAGCGAUUAUUGCUCUCCGCGCCAUCCUAUCAUUUUUAUACUUUUAAUAAUUAUUUCUUUACGAGUAUUUUUUUUAUUUGAUGUAAAAUAUUUUUCAAAUAAUAUCUAUCUAUCUAUCUAUCUAUCUAUCUAUCUAUCUAUCUAUAGUGUUAAUUUAAAGCUCGCCUUUCGUUCCCAUCACACUCUUGCUCCAGCAUUAUUUUCUUUUUAUCAUUAUUUUUAUGACAUCUAUCUCCAAGUGUUUUAUGCGUGUUUUCCUAUUCCUGUACCUGUCAUGAUCUAUCUAUCUAUCUAUCUAUCUAUCUAUCUAUCUAUCUAUCUAUCUAUCUAUCGUCCAAAACAAAAUACAAUUGGAUCAAAAGUCUAA